CGAUGUCACUCCUCAAUGCAGCCCGAGCUCGUCGUUCGUGCUCAAAACACAAGUCGGGAACGGAACGAGGGAAACAGGUGUUUCUCUCCUUUUCGCAAACGAUAUACUAUGGAGUCGAACAGCGGGAAAGGGACGGUCAGCUUCAAGCAGCGAAAGGGUUAUUUCGUACCACAAUGGGCCCUUUUAGCGGCUUGUGCCGUGGCUGCACUUUGCGUCCUGGUGGUGGGCCUUCUUGUAGGAUACUUAGCCCCCUGCGGUCCGAGGGCUGGGGACGCAGACAGUCAGAAGGACGAGACCCCAAAGACACUUCCUUAUGUCCGGCUCCCGCGUAGCAUAGUGCCGGAGCACUAUGACAUAGAACUACAACCCUACAUCUAUCCGGGAAACUUCACUUUCGACGGUAAAGUUAGGAUCAUUAUUAAAGUGUUAGAAGCCACAGACAAUGUAACUCUGCACGUGAACAAUGUGACGGUGAUGGAAUCAAGCGUCCAGUUGACUGGCCAAGACGCACCCUCCAUCGCUUUCAAAUCUGAAGACAAAGAACGGCAAUUCUAUAUCCUGCACCUGAAGGGUAGCCUGACUCCCGGGCAGAAGUAUGAAGUGGCAAUGGACUAUGUAGGAUGCCUCAAUGAUCAACUGGCCGGAUUCUACAGAAGCUCCUACAAAGAAAAUGAUGGAGAGACGAGAUGGUUGGCCACUACCCAGUUCCAGCCGACAGAUGCUCGGAGAGCCUUUCCCUGCUUCGACGAACCUGCUCUCAAAGCCACCUUCAAUAUCACCCUGGUACGUCCUGACAACAUGACCAGUCUCUCCAACAUGCCUCUUCUGUCCUCAGAACCCAGGGGUGAAGGCUGGGUAGUCGACCGAUUCCAGAAAACAGUGCGGAUGUCUACCUACCUGUUGGCAUUCAUCGUCUGCGACUUUGGAAAGAGAGGAACGGAUCAGUUUGCUGUGUGGAGCCGGAAAUCUGUGAUUGACACUACCGCCUACGCCUUGCAAGUGGGUCCAAAGAUUCUCAGCUUCUAUGAAACGUUUUUCAAGGUUAAGUACCCCUUGCCUAAAACAGAUAUGGUGGCAAUUCCUGACUUCAGCGCUGGCGCCAUGGAGAACUGGGGUCUGAUCACCUAUAGAGAGACGGCUUUAUUAUACGACACUCGGUAUUCCUCCGCCAGCAACAUGCAGCGUGUGGCUACUGUCAUUUCCCACGAAAUCGCUCAUCAGUGGUUCGGAAACUUGGUUACGCCUCGUUGGUGGGACGAUCUAUGGUUGAACGAGGGAUUCGCCAGCUACGUGGAAUACCUAGGAGUGAAUGCUGUGCACCCCGAGUGGAAAAUGGACGAGCAGUUUGUCCUGGAUGAUCUGCAGGAUGUCCUUGAGUUGGAUUGCCUGCGCACUUCUCAUCCUAUCUCGCUGCCCGUCAGGCACCCUGACGAGAUCAACGAGAUAUUUGAUAGGAUCUCCUAUGGAAAGGGUGCUUCCAUCAUUCGGAUGAUGAAGUACUUUUUGGGUGAUGACAACUUCAAAAAUGGAUUGAUGAACUAUCUAAAUGCCAAAAAAUUCGACAACGCAGUGCAAGACGACCUUUGGGAACAUUUGACUGCUAUUCAGAAGAACGGUGCAGAUCGCAUCGAUGUAAAGAAAGUGAUGGAUUCCUGGACAUUACAGACUGGAUACCCUGUGGUCAGUGUUAUCCGAGACUAUUCAGCAGGCACAGCUACCGUCCAGCAAGUCCGGUUCCUGCUCGAAAAGGGUGGUGCCAUGGACACAAGCGCUUGGGAGAUUCCCUUUACUUAUACCGAUGGUCUGAAUCCUGAUUGGACUCCAAACACAAAGAUGUGGCUUCACAAAACCAAUGGCAGUCUUAGUGGCCUUCCUGGUAAAAAUCACUGGGUCGUGGCCAACAUUCAGGAGGUUGGCUAUUACAGAGUGAACUACGAUGAGCAUAACUGGAAAUUACUUAUUGAACAAUUCCAGGAUGAUCACAAGAAAAUCCAUACUGUAAAUCGAGCUCAGAUCAUAGAUGAUUCGUUAGAUUUAGCGAGAGCCGGUCAACUGAAUUACCAUAUUGCUCUGAACACUACACUUUAUCUGAAAAAAGAGGAUGCUUACCUGCCUUGGAAAGCAGCUCUUCACGGAUUCUCAUUCAUAGAUUCCAUGAUUUGUAGAAGCGCCAUCUAUGGGAAAUGGAAGACGUAUCUUAUCGAACAACUGAAGCGCACUUACGAACUUCUCGGCUGGGAGGAGAGCCCGGAUGAGAACAUCCUCACUCAAUACAAGCGUGUGAGCACACUAGCAUGGCUAUGCGGUUACGGCUAUAAAGAGUGUGUCCAGAAGGCCCAGGAGAAGUUCAAUCAAUGGAAACAGGAGCCUGAAAAUGUCAACAUAGUGCCUCCCAACUUGCGCAGCGUGGUGUACUGCACUGCCGUCAACCAUGGCGGACAGGAAGUGUGGGACUUCCUGUGGGAACGCUACAAAACAGCUCAAGUGGCAUCCGAGAAGGACAAGUUCAUGUAUGCUCUGGCAUGCGCCAGAGAGCCAUGGCUGCUCUCCAGGUACUUGAACUGGAGUUUGACAUCCGAUUCCGGCAUCCGUCGUCAAGACGGGAGCUACGUAUUCCGUUCUGUUGGCGCAAAACUGUAUGGCCGAGAUCUCACUUUUAAUUAUAUUCGGGACAAGUGGGACGUUAUCUUCAAGAGGUACGGAAAGUCCUUCUUCGCCAUCAGUGGUUUACUUAAAUCGGUCACCUCAUCACUUAAUACAGAAUUUGAAUUAUCUCAGCUGAAGCAAUUUUACGAGAAACACAAGAAUAAUUUGGGUACAGCUAAGAGAGCCUUCGAGCAGACCAUCGAGAACGCUGAAGCGAAUGUCCGGUGGAUGGACACCAACUACGCACACAUCGUCCAAUGGCUCGAGAACACUAGCACCAAGUGACCUUCAUAAUCAUCCACUGACUGACAGAAAACCUGGGAAUAUCUUAGCCGAAACUGCAGAUCUCAUUUCAUCAAAUUGCGCUUAUGUGGCUAAAAACGAAUGGUCACCUUACAAUUUAAGAGAUCAAGUGGCGAUUCAUUUUCGGCCAUCUGUGAUUCGCACCACACUUUCGUUGUCAAUUCUCAAUGAAAAUAUCAGAAAGGCGCUGGUAAUUCUCUUCAGUACAAAUUGUGUAAAUCUUAUAUCAUUUCACAAAUCAUAUUACCUCGCGUUGUUGAUGUUAUAUUUCUAUAUAUAUAUAGAUAUAUGUAUAUCGAUGCCAAUUCAGUUCUGCGUAUGCCGUAUAACAUUUAAAUAUAUGUUGACUUAUACCAUGCUACGAUAUAGGCAAUGGUUUACUAAAAUUAAACUGACACAAUUGAACAAAUAUUGACUUCAUGGAACAAAAAAAAAAAUUACUACCAAAAUUAGAUGAAAAGAAGUCAUAGUAUAUAAAAUCUUUUCAAUAAUCAUUAAAUUAUCAUUUUUUUACCAUGAAUCGCCUCUUUAGUGGGUUUUCAAAGGAUAAAAAACCGCAACGAUUUCCGAAAUGAUUAGCUGAACUAUGAUUUUGAAACAAAUGUUGUCACAAUUCACUGAAUUUUUUUUUUGAAGCAUGUUAAAAUUAUGCUAUCAUUGAAAACGCGAGUUCGCAAAUUGUAUAGACUAAGUCUAUGGUAAAGGAUACCGACGUGCUCUGAUUUAUCUUGGCAUCCUUUUGGUAAUGUUUUGCACUCAUAAUAGUCUAGUUUUCACUUAUUUGGUUCAAACCUUGUACCUUUCAUUAGUUUUAUGGAAGAUACGAGUGAAUAUCAACACGGUCUAAUUUUUAUUAAUAUAAUUGUUUUCUCUAAAUAUUAGUAGUAAUACUACUAAUACUAAUUAAUAAUAAUAAUAAUAAAUAUUACUAAUGAUACUAGUAAUACAAGUAACUAAUGUUGUUUAUGCACAGAAGUAUAAAAACUAUAUGAAAGUAAUUACUAAACAUAUGAUGCAGCAAUUAAAUAAUUCUUAUUUUUCUAUGAUUUUCGUGCCUUUAUUAGAUAAUUUAUGCAGUCAUUGAAAAUUGUUACUGAGCAUUUGUUACUUUCCCAUCAACUACAUAUGGGGAGAUGAUUACUUAAUGCCCAAAACGUAUAAAUAUGUAAGCUUUAACGGAAUAUGUGAUUUCGUAGCUAAUUUUUUUUAGUUAUAUCAAAAUAAUAUUAAGAAGAAACACACAAGAAAAUUAUUUUCAAUAAAUUGUAAUUUUUAUAUUUCCUGAAUUUAGGUUUCAGGAUUUGAUCUUUUCCGCUGUAUAUGUGUUCUAGAUUAAUAUUACAUGUAAACCGUAAAAAAUAGGGGGGGGGAUAAAUCCACAAAUUUUAUUUAUUUUUGUAAAAAUAUAUUUCGGUAUGGCAUCUUUUUGGCAAAAGGAUUCCCAAGGCUUAAACCAAUCAGAGCACGUCGGUAUCCUUUGCCAUAGACUUAGUCUGUACAAUUUGCGAACUCGCAUUGAAAACUGUGUAUUUUGCAUUGGAUUAAAAUAUUAUGCAUGGCAGAUGAUGUGAAAUAGUGCGAGAGUAUAUAAAUAUUUGCUAAUUUUAUAUUUUUUAAUAUUAUUAUGAUAAAUGCUUAUCUAACUAACGAUUACAUCAAGUAUAGCUGUAGCAUUUGAAUAGAAGAUAUGCAUUCAAUUAUACAAAUGUACGAAUGCACAUCUAUGGAGUAGACGAUUGAAAAUUACUGUGAAUCAUCCAUUUUAAUGUAAAAAAAAGUUAUAUAAAAGAAAUUCUCAUUUUCAAUUACAAAUUUAAAAUCCAUGAAAGCAAUACUUGAAAUUUUAGAAAAUCCGAAAACUGGCUGAUUAGCUCUUAGCUUAUUUUGAUACCUACAACUAUGAUUCCAUUAUAAAUAAUACCAUUCUAAAACUAGUUCAUCCGUUUUCUUUUAAUAUUAUUUACCAUUUACUAUCUUUAAAAAAUUAAACUAGUGAAUUUUUUGAGCUUUACUAAAAAAAACUUAUCUCUUUCAAACAAUAUUAAAUGCAUACUAGAGAACAUUUUAAGAAAAAUCAUGCAAAGAGUUAAGCUAAAAAGUUUUGAAAACUUUUCAAAAUACAUAUUACUAGAAGUAUUAUUACAACUUUAGAAAAGAAGUCUGUUUUUAUGUAAUGUAUUCAUUGUGUAUAGAUGUUCAUUGUAUGUUUUAUCUUACAUGAAUUUAUCAAAAUGGUGAAUAAAACAAAUAAUAAUAGGUUGUUAUUUUUUGGAGAAAAAUAUACGAUUUGUAAAAUACUAUAACCUAAAAAUUCAUAUUUGUUACUAUACUUUCGAUCUCAUAGUUGCAAAUCAAAUCAAUUUCAUUAUUCUUAUUAAAUAUUUCAAGUUAUUAAAACUUAAAAUUUGAUAGUUUUUGGACAGUUCGUGGCCUUUUAAUAAAAAUAUCUGCCAGUAAUAUUUCGAGGAAUCGUAGUAUAAAUAAAUACAAAAGACUGAAGAUGCUUAUUUUAUUUAUCUAUGAAAAACUUAGGAACCAUUUCUUUCCUUUUUAAAAUUAUGUAAUGUAGCAUUUCUACAAAGCAAAAUACAUAAAACGAGCAAAAGGAAUCUCUCCAGUGUUUUCAUUUUUACGCAUCUUUUUUUUUUUUAAUUCUGAUUUUUUAUCUUUAACAUAAUAUGAAAAUUUACAAAAACCGAUAUACUACUCAACAUAUUAUAAUUAUUUUAUGUCAUUUUCAUGCAAAAUAAAAUCGCGAGAGAGCUUACACGAACUUGCAACGGCCAUAACGUAUAAAUUUCAUAAUGAGAAGAAUUUUUAUUUUAAAUCCCUUAGCAUACAUGACCGCUAUUUUAUUCUACUUUUAAACUUGAAGACUGAAACAAAAUCCUUCAUAAGAUCCAUAAUUCUAUCUUAAAAUGACGAAAAAUCUACAAACAUCUCAAGCAUUGGAUGGACCAUGCAAUCAAUAAAUAAUGCAUUUCUAAAGUGGAAGGUUACGCGCAAUAAGUAUAGAAAAGCAAAUAAAACAGCUAAAAGAUUAAUUUAUAGCUGAAGUUUUCAUAACAUAACGAAUCUUUCGACCCUCCCCCCCCCAAAAAAAAAGGGAGAGAGAGAGGGAGUUGGGCAAUGAUUUAAAGAUAAGGCUUCGAAACUCCCCCACCCACAAAAAAAACUCCUUGCCCAAGUAAACCGAAAAACUCUACUAAAAAUCCAUCAUGUACGUGAACUCGUGCAUAGGCCAGCCGCCAUGCCGAAAGUUAAGAGGUCCUCAUACCAAUUUGAUGCAGAAGUUUGGAGAAAAGGAUAUCAGUCCAGAUUUUGUCCUCGUUAUCUGACCGCGUUUUAAAUCAUUUAUCCCAACAUAACUCUUAUGUUACUUCUAAAUGAGAUAUUAAUAUAUUCGAAACACUGGAUAUAAGCGAGUCAGAAUUAAUUAGUUGAAUUAUGAAAUUUAUUGUUCAAAACCAAUUAAUAAAUUAUAUAUAUUGCUUUCACUGUAUACAUUUAAAUUUAAUUCAAUAUUGUAUGUAUCCAGAUUUCCAUUUCAACAUUUUUAGACUAGCAUUAUAUAAAUAUUUUUUAAUAAAAAUAUAAAUCAUUUGACAUUUUUAUCUCUAAAUUGCAGAGCAUUAGCUAAUUUUCUACUUAAUACAUAUGACUUAUUUUACAAUAUGAACAUAUAAUUAUAUGAAUGCUUUCAAUGAAAGGCCAACACAUAAAUUCAAUUUUUUUCUCUUUAAUUAUAUAUGGAAUCUUCAGUAACAUAAAACAUAUUCAGAACAUCUGCAUGAGAAAUACACAUUUAAUUAGAUAACAUAAUUCAUGGGAAGGCAUUUCGAAUAAUUUCCUGACUGAAGUUUGUUAUUUACAAUAUGUUUGAUAUAUAUGUUCUGUAAUAUGCAUUUUGAAACUCCAUGUGUUACAGAGAAAGCUAAUAUUUUGGGAAAUCUUUUAGCAGAAAAAUUAAAACAUGCGGGUUUGAUUAUGGCCGCGUAUAUCAAAUUGCAAUCGAAGUGGAUGAGUUUUACAUUCCAUUGUACACGAAAGAAAUCGGGCAAUUCUGGAUGUAUGAAACAUACUUUUCCUGUAUUUACACUUUUUAUUGAAAAUAAAAUACAGUUUAUUGUAGACGUUA
Argiope bruennichi is the source of this 7087-nucleotide messenger RNA. RefSeq names its product aminopeptidase Ey-like. The transcript is spliced from 19 exons. Gene Ontology annotation, biological process: proteolysis; peptide catabolic process. Gene Ontology annotation, molecular function: metalloaminopeptidase activity; peptide binding; zinc ion binding. Gene Ontology annotation, cellular component: cytoplasm. Bases 16 to 2931 code for a protein of 971 amino acids. Lineage: Eukaryota; Metazoa; Arthropoda; Arachnida; Araneae; Araneidae. The record is from RefSeq and is a predicted model, not a curated record.